Messenger RNA from Phragmites australis (common reed), 4321 nucleotides. RefSeq names its product probable inactive receptor kinase At5g58300. The record is from RefSeq and is a predicted model, not a curated record. Bases 2175 to 4118 code for a protein of 647 amino acids. The transcript has 3 exons. Gene Ontology annotation, biological process: protein phosphorylation. Lineage: Eukaryota; Viridiplantae; Streptophyta; Magnoliopsida; Poales; Poaceae. Gene Ontology annotation, molecular function: protein kinase activity; ATP binding; protein binding.
UGCCGCUCUCCCGCCUUUAAUUUGGCAUUCUUUGGUCUUUUUCCUAGUUUUUCUUGUGCUCUUUUCUAUCUAUGGUUGCAGUUCUAGAGAAUUUCCCCCAUUGCGGAGAGAGAGAGAGAGACAGGGAGAGAGUUCUUUGAUUCUUAUCGUGUGCGUCCGCCCUUUUUCUGCACUGUGAUUAAACGAGUCAUUGCUAGGCCUGCAGUCGAAACGGGCGUUGCUGCUACUCCACUUCUUGAGACCUUCAGUUACUGAACUCGAUAACUGGGCGCAUUUAUUUCCGAUUAGGAAGCUGGAAAGAACAACUUUUAUUGGUGGGAUUUUUUUUCUUUGUAGAUUCAAAAAACAGUUUUUCCUUGGUGCAGUUGUUUUUUAGGUUCAGAGAACAGUUUUUGGGGCGCAAAUGAGUUGCCAAGAAUUAGUGGUAAGUAUAUCCAGAUUGCAAAGUUGAGCGACAGCAAUCCCAAAUGUUCCACUAGUUUUUCUGUCGCUGCAGCUCACCAGCAUUUGCCACACACUGUAGAUUUUGAUCUUUUUGUUAGCUAAGUUUGUUAAAUUUGUGGUACAAUGGUGGAUCUGGUAACUGUACCAUAUAUGUCAGGCUGCUGUACUUGUACUACGGCAGCAAUUCACAAGGCGACACUGGUUUUCAUCAGUUGUUGGGGGAAUGGAAAGGUGUGAACUGUGAGCCCAUUGCAAAAUCUUGACCCUAGCAUUGGGUUUUGGAGGACUGACUACCCAGUGACCAGUACUCGAUUGUUCUCUGAAAUAAAAGUUGUGACCUUUUUAGGUUGAGAUUAAACAACUGUACAGUAAUCAAGAUCUUGUAGUCAGUAAACAAUGCUGCAAAGUAAAAACCCGUGCCUCUAGUUGCAUGUGCAGUCUCACUCCGGCUCAUUUUAGUCUCAUACACAAGCCUUUGCCACUGCCCUGCCUUCCUUAGUUCACAUUUUAGUUAGGCUAGAGUAUUCCAACUUUUUUUCUGCCUCGCCAAAAGAGUAUUCAGAAUUGCCUUUGUUUGUCCCACUUUCCUUUCACCUUUUUUAGUGGCAUUCUCUGAUCAAUUAGCUUUUUUAUAGUGGCCAUUGCCUUACGUGCUGCACCAUGGCGGACUGCAUGGGCGUAAGGCUGCCAAGUUUUUUUUAUCCUAAAUGCAAAGGAAAGUGGUUGUUAUGUUAAUUUGGCCGGUAAUGAUUAGCUCAAAGCUGCAAUCAUUUGGUGCUUGGGCUGCGAGCUUAAGCUUGUUGUGUUCCGCAGUUAACUUAACCUGUGUUUUCGCUGAGCUUACUUUGGUGUUUCAUUCAAGAAAUUCUUGAACGAUCUGAUUUACUCGUCAUUGAGGCGAGCAACCUAUAUGGUAGGUUAUUAUUAUUAUUUGUUUAAACAUACUUGUGUUAAGCGUACUUGGUGUUUCAUUCAAGAAAGUUAUGCAUGAUGUGAUGUGGCUCUCUUUGAGGCUAGAAUAGUUGUGCUUUAGCUCCUUUUUUGCAUUGUCUCUCCUCUUUCUCUGCUUUCAUUUAUGCCUUUUGGCUUUAAACACUGGCCCUACCAUUUCUGCUAUUUUUUGGGGCCUUUAAUUGCUUUCUUGGCGCAAAUUCUUGGCCAUUCUUUGGAAGUAGAAUUAGAAUCUUUGUCCCUAGUGUUGACUAGCUAUUGGUUUUUUUUAUUCCCGUGAUUUAACAUUGCUUCGUGGUAAGAGAGAAGAAUCUCUGUAGUAGUUUCAUGAAUGAGAAGGCUCGGUAAUGUGCUCGUCUGCUAGGCCCCUCGAAAAGGGAGAACAAGCAGGCUUCAUAGUUUACAGUUCACAUUGAGCAAUUUCGCAGGAUGACAACUUUCCCAGCAUUAUCUGGUUUGUUUGUGAAAAAGCAUUCUGCACUACUUCGGAAUGAGAGUUAUAUAAUUCUUAGGCUUUGAUGGAAUUUUUUUCCUUCGAAAGUACCUUGGUAUUUUCAUGCGUGAGCUCUCUUGUGGGCCUGUGGGGGUAAGUGCUUCCUCACUGUGGCUACCACAGCUCACAGGCACGCGUGCUUGCACAUAAGCACAUGGAGCUGUCAGCCGUGCUUCCAUCUGGGCUCAGCGCAUACAUACUUUCUUCAGAAAGGCUUGGUUAUUUCUCAGAUAUAAACGGGUGAUGUUGGUGCUCAUUUAGUCAUCUUGGUUCAGAGAUAUCAGCUAUGGAUCAUCUAAAUCAUGGAGGCUCUCUCCCUCUACUGCUCUGUCUACAUCUUUUGCUGCCACUAUUCGUCCCGUUUGCUAUGGCAGACCUAGCCUCUGAGAAGCAAGCACUUCUUGCUUUUGCCUCUGAAGUUUACCAUGGCAACAAGCUCAAUUGGGGCCAAAAUAUCUCACUGUGCUCAUGGCAUGGUGUGACAUGCUCACCGGAUCAAUCACGUAUAUCGGCGCUUAGGGUACCAGGUGCUGGUCUGAUUGGUGCCAUUCCUCCUAAUACUCUCGGCAGGCUUGUGUCCCUCCAAGUGUUAAGCCUGAGGUCUAAUCGUUUGAGUGGAAGUCUUCCAUCUGAUAUUACCUCACUUCCUUCUUUGAGUUCUAUAUUUCUUCAGCACAAUGAACUGUCAGGAGAUUUGCCUUCUUUUUUCUCUCCAAGCCUUAAUACACUUGACCUCUCCUACAACUCCUUCACAGGACAAAUCCCUACAGGUUUGCAGAAUCUUACCCAAUUAUCUGUCCUGGAUUUAGCAGAAAAUUCUCUGUCUGGCCCAAUCCCUGAUCUCAAACUUCCAAGCUUAAGGCAAUUAAACCUGAGCAACAAUGAACUGAAUGGCUCCAUUCCUCCCUUUCUCCAAAUAUUCUCAAAUAGCUCGUUCUUGGGGAACCCUGGAUUGUGUGGGCUGCCUCUUGCUGAAUGUUCCAUUCUUCCUUCACCGGAACCAGCACAAGUGCAUUCGCUUCCAUCAUCACCACCAACUUUGCCACAUGGUCAGAAGAAGGCAGGCAACGGCUUUAUAAUUGCGGUUGUUGUUGCGGGCUUUGUCAUAUUUCUGCUAGCUGCUGUGAUGUUCGCUGUGUGCUUUUCAAAGAGGAAGGAGAAAAAAGAAGCUGAAGUAGAUUACAACGGUAAGGGGACUGAUGGUGUAAGGAUUGGGAAGCGUAAAGAGGAUGUCAGUAGCAGCGUCCAAAUGGCUCAGAAAAACAAGUUGGUUUUCUUGGAGGAAUGCAGAUACAACUUCGACUUGGAGGAUUUACUGAGAGCUUCUGCAGAAGUUCUUGGCAAAGGGAGCUAUGGAACUGCCUACAAGGCUAUACUUGAGGAUGGAACUGUUGUGGUCGUCAAGAGGCUAAAAGAUGUUGUGGCAGGGAAGAAAGAAAUUGAGCAGCAGAUGGAGCUCAUAGGGAGGGUAGGCAAACAUGCAAACCUCGUACCGCUUCGUGCGUACUACUACUCAAAGGAUGAGAAGCUUGUUGUUCAUGAGUAUAUUGGUACUGGAAGCUUCUCAGUUUUGUUGCACGGUAUUAAGGGCGUUGCUGAGAAGACCACAUUAGAUUGGAAUACCAGGAUGAAGAUUAUACUUGGAACCGCACACGGUAUCGCGCAUAUUCAUACAGAAGGUGGCUCCAAGCUCGCCCAUGGCAAUAUCAAGUCAACAAAUGUCCUGCUUGAUCAUGACCACAAUCCUUAUGUCUCAGACUAUGGGCUGAGCGCUUUGAUGAGUUUUCCAAUCAGCACCUCCCGGGUCGUUGCCGGUUACCGCGCUCCGGAGACCUUUGAAUCCAGGAAAUUCACCCAUAAGUCUGACGUAUACAGCUUCGGUGUUCUCCUCAUGGAGAUGCUGACUGGCAAAGCCCCCCUUCAGUCUCAGGGACAGGAUGAUGUGGUCGAUCUACCAAGGUGGGUGCAUUCCGUGGUCCGAGAGGAGUGGACCGCCGAAGUGUUUGACGUUGAACUGAUGAAGUAUGAUAGCAUAGAAGAUGAGCUGGUCCAGAUGCUCCAUAUUGCCAUGGCGUGCACGUCAUGGUCUCCAGACCGACGCCCGGCAAUGGUGGAGGUGAUCAGGAUGUUGGAGGAGCUCCGGUGGUCUGCGUCAGAGACUCGUACUUCCUCCAAUGACAAUCCCAAGGAAUCAAACCCUCCAUCUGUGCAAUCCCUUGAUUCGGCGUGAAUAGCUGCGCUGUGUGAAUCGUCACAUUUCAGGCUAAUCUGCGACUCUGAUUCAUUCAGAAUUUCAUGUAUCCUGAGUUUCUGACAUUGAAAGCCUCCACUGUGUGGUCCUGAAGCUUGAGCACCUGUACCAUAUAGCAUUGUAUCAUUACAGCUGUUGCGCUGUCUAUGUGCAUGCCAAUUGCAAGUGUUAACGUUUCUUCU